AUGAAUAACAGUAAGCCAAAUGAAUUACUGGUCAAUAAUUUCAAGAUUCCAAACUGGUCAGGCAGACCUCCGCCUGGUUUGCAUUUGGAUGUUUUAAAAGAAGGGAAGCUGAUCCAGAAACUUAUUAUAGACGAAAAAAGCUGUUAUUUUUUCGGCAGAAACAGACAAUUGUGUGAUUUCGCAGUUGAUCACCAAUCCUGUUCGCGGGUACAUGCGGUCUUGGUAUGGCAUAAAUUUCUAAAUCGGGCAUUCCUAAUUGACCUCGGGAGUGUUCAUGGAACAUAUAUCGGAAAAAUCAAGUUAGAGCCACAAAAGCCACAACAGGUUCCAAUAGACUCUGAACUACAUUUCGGUGCAUCUACCCGCAUGUAUAUCAUUCGUGAGCGUCCUAAUCCCUUGUACAGCAUUCCCGGAAAUCUUUCGGACCCGAAUUCACAGUCAUUAGAUGGAAAUGGUGCCAUUGGUCCUGAAAAUCGCAGUGGUAUUGGACAUACUUCAGCUACAAAUUCUUUGGAGUUACGUUAUUCUCAGCUUCCUCAGUCUGAAGUGGAGUUAGACAAUUUGACUGAAUUUAAUACGGCUCACAAUAGACGUAUCAGUAGUAUGGUUGAUGUAGCAUCCAAUCCUACAGUUCUUGCUCAUAAAAAACGCAGGCGGCCGCCUCAGAGUGUACAUUUCAGCGAUGCAGACGAGGUUAUUAAUCCUGAAGAUGUUGAUCCUUCUAUUGGAAGAUUUCGAAAUCUUAUCCAGGAGACCUUUAUACCGAAUAAGUCUGUUAAAGGUAGUCACGAAGGAGCCAGUCUAGGCGUUGCUGCCCCAGAAGUAUCUGACACCGUUCGACCCUCUGUUAAAAGUAAUACAGAGGUUAGUAAUUCACUUCAAACAUCAGGAAAUAGUUUGAUGCACGUCAGCAACUUGUUUGGACCAAGCUACAGUUUGGCCUCUAAACUUGGUUUACCAGUACCGAAUCUUGCACCUGAUGUCGAAAAUGAACCUCAAGAACCCACUUUACCUCCGACUGUGGCUAUGCUUCAUGCUUACGCUCAUUCAAGGCCCGGAAGUUUUUCAGCACAACUGUCAGAAGGGAAACACGGUGUGUCUAGAUUAAGUGCCAGUGAUAUAUUGGGAACCUCAGACGAACCAGAUAG
This is a messenger RNA of Trichobilharzia regenti, 1148 nucleotides long. The record is from the annotation of a GenBank genome assembly. NCBI's taxonomy places the organism in Eukaryota, Metazoa, Platyhelminthes, Trematoda, Strigeidida, Schistosomatidae.